AUGAUUCAUAGAGCAAUUUUCAAAAGCCACGCCCACCACCGUCAGAAGCCACGCCCACCACCUUCAGAAGCCACGCCCACCACCUUCAGAAGCCACGCCCACCACCUUCAGAAGCCACGCCCACCACCUUCAAAAGCCACGCCCACCACCGUCAGAAGCCACGCCCACCACCGUCAGAAGCCACGCCCACCACCUUCAGAAACCACGUCCACCACCUUCAGAAGCAACGCCCACCACCUUCAGAAGCCACGCCCACCACCGUCAGAACCCACGCCCACCACCUUCAGAAGCCACGCCUACCACCUUCAGAAGCCACGCCCACCACCUUCAGAAGCCACGCCCAGCAUAAGAAAACUUCAGUGA
This is a messenger RNA of Procambarus clarkii (red swamp crayfish), 363 nucleotides long. NCBI's taxonomy places the organism in Eukaryota, Metazoa, Arthropoda, Malacostraca, Decapoda, Cambaridae. The record is from RefSeq and is a predicted model, not a curated record.